UUGAUUAAAAUCACUAAAGCGACAACUUAUUGGCGUAAAGAGGAAUUGAUCACUUUAGAAAUUGCGGCUAAACAGAACAUCUUUAGAAAUGAUGACUUUGAUGAUAUCAGCUCAAAUUCUAUGUACCCUCAUAAUAAGUUGCAGUGGAAUGAACACAGAAAUGACCGGUCUAUUAAGCCGUCUUUACAAAAGUGCCGCUCAGAAUAACAGACCACUAGUCCUUGUCAUUGAUAGAAGUAGCCAGAACCAAAAGUAUCCUCUAAAAGCCAACGAUUUGUUACAAUCGAGUGAUGAAAAAGAUGGUGGCAUACCAGCUAUAUUCUUAAUCAAGAAUUUUCGUACCCAGCCCCAAAAACCAAGGGCACCCGGUCAAGAAUACAAAAAUAAGUUGAUUAAAGGACAAUACAAAAGCAAAAGCAACUUGCAAAAGUACAAAGGCAACAGGGGCAAGUUAAGAGUGUACGGUUCAACUCCAUCACCGGUACUAAAAUCACUACUCCGAUUUAAAAACGAAGUUAAUUGCGAAGCUAAUAACGAAUGUCAACAAGAAUGUGAAGAGAAUUAUUCUGGUACACAACUCGAUAAUUGUGAGACUAAUUGUGAUGAAGAUUUUGAAUGUGAACCCGAAGAUGAACCUGAUGAUUGUGAUCCAGAGAGUAACGAUUGUGGUGAAGACCAGAAUCCAAGUACGAGAGGUGAAAUUCUAGUUACCUCAAGACCUUCAUGUACUAGAUGUUGAACUGCAAGUUAUUGCCUUUAAAACUCAAUAGUCGCUUUGAAUAAAUGAAAU
Papilio xuthus (Asian swallowtail) is the source of this 790-nucleotide messenger RNA. RefSeq lists its product as uncharacterized. The transcript has 3 exons. Lineage: Eukaryota; Metazoa; Arthropoda; Insecta; Lepidoptera; Papilionidae. The record is from RefSeq and is a predicted model, not a curated record. Bases 89 to 739 code for a protein of 216 amino acids.